AGCGCGGGGCGCGCCGCUCGGGGCGGCGUCGCAGGGUUGGGCUGGCGCGGCCUGGGGACCCCGGGCUCUGGAGGCCAUGCCGGCGUUGGCGCGCCGCGGCGGCCGGCUGCCGCUGCUCGCUAUUUUCUCCAUAAUGAUAUUUGAGACUAUUACCAAUCAAGAUCUGCCUGUGAUUAAAUGUGUUUUAAUCACUCAUAAGAACAAUGAUUCAUCUGUUGAGAAGUCGUCAGAGUAUCCCAUGGUACCAGAAUCCCCAGAAGACCUGGGGUGUACCUUGAGGCCUGAGAGGACAGGGGCAGUGUAUGAAGCUGCUACCGUGGAAGUAGAUGUAUCUUCAUCCAUCACGCUGCAAGUGUUGGUCAACAUCCCGGGGAACAUUUCCUGUCUCUGGGUCUUUAAACACAAUUCCCUGAAUUGCCAGCCACACUUUGAUUUACACAACAGAGGAGUUAUUUCCAUGGUCAUUGUGAAAAUGACAGAGACCCAAGCUGGAGAAUACCUACUUUUUAUUCAGAGUGAAGCUACCAAUUACACAAUAUUGUUUACAGUGAGUAUAAGAAAUACACUGCUUUACACAUUAAGAAGACCUUACUUUAGAAAAAUGGAAAAUCAGGAUGCCCUGGUCUGUAUAUCUGAAAGUGUUCCAGAACCGAUCGUGGAAUGGGUGUUCUGUGAUUCGCAGGGUGAAAGCUGUCAAGAAGAAAGUCCAGCAGUUGUUAAAAAAGAGGAAAAGGUACUUCAUGAAUUAUUUGGAACAGAUAUAAGGUGUUGUGCAAGAAAUGAACUGGGCAGAGAAUGUACCAAGCUGUUCACAAUAGAUUUAAAUCAAACUCCUCAGACCACGCUUCCCCAGUUAUUCCUGAAAGUGGGGGAACCCUUAUGGAUAAGGUGCAAAGCCAUUCAUGUGAACCACGGAUUUGGGCUCACCUGGGAAUUAGAAAACAAAGUCCUCGAGGAGGGCAGCUACUUUGAGAUGAGUACCUAUUCAAGAAACAGAACGAUGAUACGGAUUCUGUUUGCCUUUGUAUCAUCAGUGGGAAGAAACGACACUGGAUAUUACACUUGUUCCUCCUCGGAGCAUCCCAGUCAGUCAGCUUUGGUUACCAUCCUGGAAAAGGGAUUUAUAAAUGCUACCAAUUCAAGUGAAGAUUAUGAAAUUGAUCAAUAUGAAGACUUUUGCUUUUCUGUCAGGUUUAAAGCAUACCCACAAAUCCGAUGUACAUGGACCUUCUCUCGAAAAUCAUUUCCAUGUGAACAAAGGGGUCUGGAAGAUGGAUACAGCAUAUCUAAGUUUUGCAACCAUAAACACCAACCAGGAGAAUAUAUAUUCCACGCAGAAAAUGAUGAUGCUCAGUUCACCAAAAUGUUUACGCUGAAUAUAAGAAGGAAACCUCAAGUGCUAGCUGAAACAUCAGCUAGUCAGGCGUCUUGCUCUUCGGAUGGAUAUCCAUUACCCUCUUGGACGUGGAAGAAGUGUUUGGACAAGUCUCCCAACUGCACUGAAGAAAUCACAGAAGGAAUUUGGAAUAAAAAGGCUAACAGGAAAGUGUUUGGACAGUGGAUAUCCAGCAGUACCCUAAACAUGAGUGAGGCUGUAAAAGGGUUCCUGGUCAAGUGCUGUGCGUACAAUUCCAUGGGCACAUCUUGUGAAACAAUCCUUUUAAACUCACCAGGCCCCUUCCCCUUCAUCCAGGACAACAUCUCAUUCUAUGCAACGAUUGGGCUUUGUCUCCCCUUCAUUGCCGUUCUAACCAUAUUAAUUUGUCACAAGUACAAAAAGCAAUUUAGGUAUGAAAGCCAGCUGCAAAUGGUACAGGUGACCGGCUCAUUGGACAAUGAGUAUUUCUACAUUGAUUUCAGAGAAUAUGAGUAUGACCUCAAAUGGGAGUUUCCAAGAGAAAACUUAGAGUUUGGGAAGGUACUAGGAUCCGGUGCUUUUGGGAAAGUGAUGAAUGCCACAGCUUAUGGAAUUAGUAAAACAGGAGUCUCAAUCCAAGUUGCAGUCAAAAUGCUGAAAGAAAAGGCUGACAGCUCUGAAAAAGAGGCACUCAUGUCAGAACUCAAAAUGAUGACUCACUUGGGACAUCAUGAGAACAUUGUGAAUCUGCUGGGGGCAUGUACACUGUCAGGACCAAUUUACUUGAUUUUUGAAUACUGUUGCUAUGGUGAUCUCCUCAACUAUCUAAGAAAUAAAAGAGAAAAAUUCCAUAGGACAUGGACAGAGAUUUUCAAGGAACACAAUUUCAGUUUUUAUCCCACUUUCCAAUCACAUCCAAAUUCCAGUAUGCCUGGUUCAAGAGAAGUUCAGAUACACCAGGACUCGGAUCAGGUCUCAGGAUUCAAUGGAAAUUCAAUUCAUUCUGAAGAUGAAGUUGAAUAUGAAAACCAGAAAAGACUGGAAGAAGAGGAGGACUUGAAUGUGCUUACAUUUGAAGAUCUUCUUUGCUUUGCGUAUCAAGUUGCCAAAGGAAUGGAAUUCCUAGAAUUUAAGUCGUGUGUUCACCGCGACCUGGCAGCCAGGAACGUGCUCGUCACCCAUGGGAAGGUGGUGAAGAUUUGUGAUUUUGGAUUGGCUCGAGAUAUCCUGAGCGAUUCCAACUACGUCGUCAGGGGCAAUGCCCGUCUGCCUGUAAAGUGGAUGGCUCCUGAAAGCUUGUUUGAAGGGAUCUACACAAUUAAGAGUGAUGUCUGGUCGUACGGAAUAUUACUCUGGGAAAUAUUCUCACUUGGUGUGAAUCCUUACCCUGGCAUUCCGGUUGAUGCUAACUUCUAUAAACUCAUUCAGAGUGGAUUUAAAAUGGACCAGCCAUUUUAUGCUACAGAAGAAAUAUACUUUAUAAUGCAAUCCUGCUGGGCUUUUGACUCGAGGAAGCGGCCGUCCUUCCCUAACCUGACUUCAUUUUUAGGAUGUCAGCUGGCAGAUGCAGAAGAAGCGGGCUGACUGGGAGCUGAGGUCACUGCUACUGCCCAGCACAGCAAGAGAGGACGAGACCCGGAGGAGCUGGCCAGGGAAAGAUCAAAAUUCAAAAUUCCGAGGACGGUUCCUACUGAAUGUGUAACACGUUUGCACCAUCGUGAAGUUGAAAAAUCAUAAGUGGAAUCUUGUUAUGUUGGGGACACUCUGUGUAAUAAUAUUCCUUGUCGUUCCAUGUUUGAAACGAAGUCCACUAACAGUGGGACUUCUGUCACCAGAUUCACCCCUUUUGGAAAGCAAAUUUCAUUAGCUUAUUUCUGGGGUGGCCCAGAUCCCUGGGGUGCGGAUGCAGCUGGGGAACUGGCUACAGACAGAAGCGGGACAAAACCCUUGGCUGUUGACAGAUUGUACCAGCACUGGUCCCCUGCUUUGAAGACCACGGGGUAAACUGAAAAGACUGCUUCAUUAAUCCUAAAGCUGCCGCUCUCAUGCUGAAUCGUGAUUCACAUGGAGGUAAAUGUGUAACUGGUAUGGUUUUAGGAAACAUGUUUGCAUUUUUAGUUCUAAAGGGAAAUACUGGCAAUCUUUUUUUAAAUUUCUGACCCCUGCCUUUGUUUGUUUUUGUAAUACUCAAUGUUUAUGUACAUCAUAAUUUUUUGUGCAUAUCAAUUGUAAAAAAAAAAAAGUUUUGAUGUGAUGUUUCCAUACAUUUGUAUAACAUGCUUUGAUCAUAUCCACCCUCCCUAUUAUGAUCUAGUCCCCUUCCCUAAUCAUCCUCUUCCUACUUUCACGAUGUCUUUUUAAAAUUUUCCUUCCAGAUUCCACAUAUGAAAUGCAAUACUUGUCUUUGGCUUAUUUUGCUGAACAUGAGGAUCUCCAUUCAUUUUCCUUCAAAUGGUUUGAUAUUGUUCUUCAUGGCUGAUUAGUAUUGCAGAGUGUGUGUGUGUGUGUGUGUGUGUGUGACAUUUUCUUCAUCCAUUCAACUGUUGAUGGCUAUCCAUUCAUCUGGGUAGGCUGAUUCCAUAACUUUGCUAUCAUAAAUAGUACUGCAAUUAACAUGU
This is a messenger RNA of Marmota monax (woodchuck), 3975 nucleotides long. RefSeq names its product fms related receptor tyrosine kinase 3 (gene Flt3). Gene Ontology annotation, molecular function: ATP binding; transmembrane receptor protein tyrosine kinase activity. Gene Ontology annotation, cellular component: signaling receptor complex. NCBI's taxonomy places the organism in Eukaryota, Metazoa, Chordata, Mammalia, Rodentia, Sciuridae. The record is from RefSeq and is a predicted model, not a curated record. The coding region runs from base 77 to 2941 and encodes 954 amino acids. The transcript is spliced from 24 exons. Gene Ontology annotation, biological process: multicellular organism development; B cell differentiation; positive regulation of kinase activity.